Molecule: messenger RNA, 5528 nt
Organism: Rubroshorea leprosula
Lineage: Eukaryota; Viridiplantae; Streptophyta; Magnoliopsida; Malvales; Dipterocarpaceae
Source: the annotation of a GenBank genome assembly
CAUUGUUCCAUUGUCAAUGUUGUCAGCUACUUCUUCUGCAGUUUUCUCUUCUCUCAGUCGGCAUUGGUAUCUUUUAUUAGCUUUUUCAAAUUGUUCUGCUUCAACACUUCUUUCUUCUAAUUCAAAUUCUACCUCGUGUGCUGAACUGGCGGCGUGCCUUCUGUCAUUUGUACUGUGCCCCACUGUGUCACCAACGGCUUCUUCUUUUUCCUUGGCCCUCUCCCUAUUGGUUCCAUAUUCCUUAUCUUGCCAUUCAUCAUCAUAAUCAUUAGCGUUUGACCAGUAUUCUUCAUGAUCUGAUUCACUUUUAAAGCUGGGUAUGAAAUGAUAUCUCAAAGAAAACAAGCUGUUAGUCAUUUCUUCUUCAGUGAACUUGAGAUAGUAGCCCUCGCCAUUCACUCUAAUCUGCCGUUUAACUGAGAUAAGAUCCAUUAUCGGGGGGAUAUGAGGAAUCUCACUAUAUCGAAUCUUCUUUUUUGACUUUUACUAUCAUCCAGACAUAUGAAUUUGCCCCACAAAGUUGCCAUUGACUCAAAAAAAGCAAGACCAAAUGACCGACCAAGAGGUAGUAUGCGACAGUGGGGGAAGAUGGAUACAAAGCAGGUCGGACAGAGUAGACGACAGCAGAGGUAUGUAGAGUGGGGAUAUGACAGGGGAUUGUAUAAGCAGGCUUCAGCUUUCUUCUUUACCAAUUUCCCCGACGACUGGAGCUAUUCAGAAAUGUGGAGGACUUUUGGGAAAUUUGGUAGAGUGUAUGCUAUCUACAGCCCUCAAAGAAGGAACAGAAAUGGGAAGAGAUUUGGGUUUGUUAGAUUCCUGGAUGUACAGAAAUUGCAGGCCAUGGAGAACCAACUUGAUCAGAUCCACAUAGGAAGCCAUAAAAUAUGGGUUAAUUUAGCUAAAUACCCGGUGGAGGAGAAUGAGCCUAAGGUCAAGGAAGAAGACUAUGAAUGGCUCCGCGGUUGCUAUGUCGGUACAGCACGUUCCAUAGAAAUUAUACCCAAUCUGCAAGAAAAGCUCUACAUGGAAGGUUAUUUUUCAUGUCGGCUCCGUCCUAUGGGGGGGAAGCUGGUAUUAAUGGACUGCGAGGAGAAGGAAGAGCUAAGGGACUUAGUACAGGGGGCAGCAGACUGGCUAGGCCAAUGGUUCAUAGAUAUUCAACCUUGGACACCUACAGCAGUGGCAAAGGAAAGAUUUGUAUGGAUGAGAUGCCAAGGAGCCCCUCUUCAUGCUUGGGGGCCGGAAUUUUUUGAAAAAAUGGCAGUGACAUGGGGUAAGUUCAUAUGCCUAGAUGACAACACAAGCAAGAAAUUAAGGUUUGACGUGGCUAGAUUCCUAAUAUCCACGCAAAUCAUGAAUGCAAUAUCUGUCAUGCGGAGAAUCAAAGUGAAUGGAGACAUGUAUGAUCUGAAAUUCUCGGAAGAGGAGCUGGUAAAUAGCUUGUUUUCAACAAAGCACGAUUUCAAGCCAAAUUUCAGCACUGAUUCAGAAUAUAAGGAAUCAUGGACGGACUGCAAUGACUUGGAGCUCAACCAUGAAGAAAACGACUGGGGUGUUGAUCUGGAACAGCUCGCCAGUGAUGGAGAAGAAGAAGGAGAAAACAGGGAUUUCAGCCAAAUUGACAAACGGUCGACUGCCAAUCCGAGAAACGAAGUGGAAUUUGAAUUUGAAGAAGAAGGGGGUGAUGUGAAAGGACGCAAGCUGGUGGAUAGCUUCCCCUCUAGCCGGCUGGGUGAAGAACAAUCAGUGGAAGUAGUAGCUGAUAGUUUUGACAGGUCUACGGAAGCUAGUGAUUUAGGAGGGAGAGUUGAGGCUGGUUUAUUUGAAAAUAUUCCACAAAAUGAGCUGUCUUCAGACCCUAUCGAGAGUUCAGCUGGCAAUAACUUGGGCCUACAGCAAAAGCCCAGCUCAGAGGCCACAUGCCAAGCCCGUGACAAUGAACAACAAGUGGGAGGGCAGAUAUGGGCUAACCAGUUGAAUGAUACAACCAAAAUUAUGGAAAAUGAGUCCAGAAUUGAGCAAGAAUCUGUUCCGCAGCGUGAGCAACAGCAGCAGAGGCAAGUGAAAAAAGGGGAGUCGUUGGGAAACAAUAGAGAGUUUUGGGCAGAUUUGCAAAGUGAGGAAGAAAGCGAAAAAGGGUGGAUGGUUGCAAGUAACAAAGAUCGAAAAAAAAGAAAAAAGAAGAGAGCAAAGUCGUGCAAAGCUGUGUAUCAAAAAGCAAGUCUUCAACGAAUUUUGAUGCAGAGAGAGAAGAACAGAUCUGCAGUAAAAGAGAAGAAAGCAUGGCGAGAAGACAUCCCAAAGUUUCAGCCGGGCAUGAACAAUGAAGUUGCAGGGGGUUCGGUGGGAGAUAGUGAGGGUGAGAAUUUUAUAGGAAUAGAAGGGGUAUGGGGUCCUGAGGGGGUUGUUGUUUUCAUUUUAAAUGUGUACUCCCCGUGCCAGUUAUCAGGGAAGAGAGUUUUAUGGGCAGAGCUGAAAAUUUUGGUAUUAGAUAGACAAGGCUACUGGUGUAUUGCAGGGGAUUUUAAUGCAGUUAGGAAUGAAGAGGAGAAAAAGGGUAGUAGAGGAGUUACAAUUGAGAUGAGAGAGUUUAAUAACUUUAUACAAGAAACAGAGUUGGUGGAUAUUCCUCUUGUGGGUAGAAAAUUCACCUGGUACCAGUCUAAUGGGAACAGUAUGAGCAGAAUAGACAGAUUUCUACUAUCGGAAGGGUGGUUGACAAAGUGGAGUGAAGCCAGACAGUGGGGCCUUAGUAGAACAGUGUCGGAUCAUUGUCCAAUCCUGCUCAAACAUAAGCAUAUUGACUGGGGGCCUAAGCCAUUUAAGUUUUUCAAUGCAUGGUUUCAACAAGAAGGUUGCAUGGAGUUGAUUAAAGAGGUGUGGGGGUCGGCAAACAUUCAAGGAUGGGCAGGGUUUCAACUUAAGGAAAAGCUGAAAUUGACAAAGGAAGCUUUGAAAAGGUGGAGCAAAACACUUCUCCCAGUUAUUGAUGCCAAAAUAAACAAGGCUACUACAGAGAUAGCACAAAUUGAUAAGAAGGGGGAAGAGGUUCAGCUGUCGGAGGAAGAAAUCAUAAGAAGAAGAGAGGAUUUCCUACUUCUAUGGGAAAGCAUGAAGAGCAAGGAAAGAACACAAAUUAUGUGUGCCAGCAGAAUGAAGGAGGAGAUUGCUUCCUUUUUUGAAGACAUAUUCAAAGAAGAACAGUGGGACAGACCAAAGCUAGAAGGGGUGAGCUUCAAGCAGAUUUCACAGUUAGAAAAUGACCAUCUGGUUGGAGCUUUCAGUGAGGAAGAGAUAGAUGCAGCGGUGCGGGACUGUGAUAGUUCAAAGGCGCCUGGACCAGAUGGAUUCAAUUUCGGCUUUGUCAAGAAUGUGUGGGAGCUAAUAAGGGUAGAUGUAAUCAGAUUCUUGCAUGAAUUCCAUAAGAAUGGUAAGCUGGUUAGAGGACUUAACACAUCUUUCAUUGUCCUUGUGCCGAAAGUGGAUAACCCACAGAAGAUAGAGGAAUAUAGACCCAUCUCCCUCAUUGGUGUAAUGUAUAAAAUCCUUGCAAAGCUUCUUGCUAACAGGUUAAAGGUGGUCCUUGAUGGGAUUGUCGGUGAACAGCAGAUGGCAUUUAUUAGAGGAAGGCAACUAAUGGAUGGGGUAGUGGUAGCAAAUGAGGUGAUUGAUGAUGUAAAGAAGAAGAGGAAGGAGACAUUCUUGUUCAAGAUCGACUUUGAAAAGGCGUUUGAUAAGGUCAGCUGGGAAUUCCUCGACUAUAUGAUGCAACGGAUGGGAUUUUGUGUAAUAUGGAGGAACUGGAUCAUGGAAUGUCUGAGAACAAACCUUGUAUCAAUUCUGGUUAAUGGCAGCCCAACAAGGCAGUUUACUGUGACGAGAGGACUCAGGCAAGGGGACCCCUUAUCACCCUUCCUAUUUUUAAUAAUUGCAGAAGGUCUUAAUGGACUGGUUUCAGCUGCAUCUCAGAAAGGGUUAUUGGAUGGAGCAGAGGUGGGGAGCAGAGGUUUUAAAGUUUCUCACCUACAAUACGCGGACGACACAAUUCUCUUUGCUAAAGCUAAAGAGGAAAAUGUGUGGGCAAUGAAGGGCGUCUUGAGAGCUUUCGAACUAGUCUCGGGUCUAAAGAUAAACUUCAACAAAAGUCAUUUGAUUGGCAUUCAUGUUCAAGAGGGCUGGCUCAACAAAAUGUCAUGGGUGCUUUGCUGCAAAGUUGGGGUUUUUCCAUUUAAAUAUCUGGGCAUCCCCAUUGGAGGAAGCAGUAGAAGGAAGGCCUUUUGGAAACCGCUAGUGGAAUUAUUUUCUAAAAAGCUAUCUACAUGGAAGGGUCGGUACUUAUCUUUUGGUGGACGGAUUACCCUUAUUAAUUCAGUGCUAUCCAGUCUUCCUGUGUUCUGGAUGUCGGUGUAUCUCAUCCCAAAAGGUACGAUUCUUUCACUUGAUAAAAUUCGUAGAGGUUUUUUAUGGGGAGGGGCUGCAGGAGAAAAGAAAAUAAAUUUGGUGAAGUGGGAACAAGUCUGCAAAGGUAGAAAACAGGGUGGUUUGGGGGUUAAGGAUUUGAGAAAAUUUAAUAUAGCCCUAUUAGGAAAAUGGUGGGGGAGGAUAGUCAUGGCAGAUAAAGGGCUCUGGAAAAAGGUUAUUGCGGAGAAGUAUGGUCGGGUAGGGGAACCAAGCUUCAAUUGGUUGAGGGAGAACAUGAAUUUCGGCUCAUCUUGGUGGAGGGAUUUAAGUAGAUUGAAUGAUAUUGAUAAAGAGAAGAAAGGAUGGUUAGUGGAUGGGCUGGAAUUAAAACUAGGGGAAGGGGUAGACAUUAGUUUCUGGUGGGACAAGUGGAGUGGGGAUGGGUGUUUAGCUAACAAAUAUCCUAGACUUUACUUGUUAUCUACAGGAAAGGACUAUAAGAUCUCACAAAUGGGAGGUUGGCACAAUGACAUUUGGAAGUGGAGUCUACAUUGGAGAAGGUCCCUAUUUAGCUGGGAAGAACAUCAGGAACUAGAGCUCCUAAAAGAGAUUAACGAGAAAACAAUUGCAAGAGGGAGACCAGAUCAAAGGAUAUGGACUCACAGUAAAGAUGGUAGUUAUACAACCAAAUCAGCAUACCAGAUACUUGCAGCAGAACACAGAAACAGCCAGCAAGGGUUGGCUCUACAAAAAGUAUGGAAUCCACUUAUACUGAGUAAAAUCUCAGCAUUCUCUUGGCAAUUGCUGCAAGGUAAAAUUCCAACCAAGGAUAAUCUGAUGAAGAGAGGCGUGAUUCAAGCCCCAGGCGAGUGCAGAUGUGAAUUAUGUGGUGCAAGGGAGGAGAAUUCCAGCCACCUUUUUGUUCAGUGCAAAGUGGCGCGUGAUCUUUGGUCAGCUUGCUACAAAUGGUGGGGAAUUAAAACAGUAACUGAUAGAGAUUGCUAGAGAUUUUUUGAACAACAUUCCAGUAUGCUGGAAACAGUGGGGGUGAAGCAGGGAUGGGAAUGUAUAUGGUUUGUAGUGAUAUGGACAAUUUGGUUGGCUAGGAAUGAAAAAUUGUUUAGGGG